AUGGCACUUCCAUCUGGCGAACUGAUCGGUUCUCUGGGACGCCGCUAUAUCCUCAAACAAUUGAUCCAGGAGAGACCUCGUCUUGGCCGCGUUUGGCUGGCAACGUCUGGACAAGAAAAGUUCGUCUUGAAGGACAUUCCGGAAGCUAUCUUUUCAAGUUUCAACGAAGACAUCCGGCCGCGGCUGCAUGAAAGCCCAUAUCUACGGCUACCCUGUGAUACAAUUCCGAACAAGCGAACUUUUGCCUAUAGAUAUAUGGACGAUGAUCUUCUAAGCCUUGUACGAAAGCAAGUAUCGGUACAAACUCGGAAGCAAGUUCUAAAGGCCGGAUUGCGAGGUAUUGCUGACCUACAUAGCCAUGACGUUGUCCAUUUAGAUAUCAAACCUGAAAAUAUCAUGGUUAACUACAGCGGCACUGGACCGGAAACGACCAUCGAGCAAGUUCGGGUUAUUGAUCUUGAAAACGCAGCCUAUCUUCCGAAGGGAAGAUGCAUCAAAGGAAUGCUAGCUGGCAAUGAUAACUGGCGAAGUCCUGAAGCCCAUUUAAAAGGCGAACUCAACAAGCCUUCCGAUAUAUUUUCCUUUGCAGCUGUAUGCAUCUACGCGAUGCUUAGAAAAGUCAUCUUUGGUGCAGACGAGGAUCUGCGGAAGCAUGAAGCACAGGGUGCAUUUCCUUAUGUUAUCCGUUUGCAGCGCCAAGUUUCAUAUUUUGGAGACCGAAAGGGGCUGAACGGGCUCAUAACACAUAUUGGAGAUGAUUAUAUGCACUGCAAAGUCCUUGGAUUUCUAUGGGAUGAUCGGGUGGCUGACUAUCACCCCUACAAGCCGUUUUCACAAUGGUCGAAUGAUAUGGACGAUCCCGAGUUUGAGGACAUGAUCUUGAAGAUGACAAGCUUGGACCCCCAAAAACGGGUAACAGCACAUGAGGCGUUGGAGCAUCCUUGGUUUUCCCAUCCAUAG
This is a messenger RNA of Nannizzia gypsea CBS 118893, 960 nucleotides long. RefSeq names its product serine/threonine protein kinase. The transcript has 4 exons. Bases 1 to 960 code for a protein of 319 amino acids. Gene Ontology annotation, cellular component: cytoplasm; nucleus. The record is from RefSeq and is a predicted model, not a curated record. Gene Ontology annotation, biological process: protein phosphorylation; intracellular signal transduction. Gene Ontology annotation, molecular function: ATP binding; protein serine/threonine kinase activity. Lineage: Eukaryota; Fungi; Ascomycota; Eurotiomycetes; Onygenales; Arthrodermataceae.